AGACGACCUGCAAGGACAAGUCGACGUGGAGACAAUACCGACAUUGUUGAGUUAAUUGUGAAUAUGCUCGGUAUUAACCUAAAUAUUUUCGUAUAAAUUCAAUGUGGUUACUAAAUUCGUAAAUGGAGGCGCCGCUCAAGAGGUAUCCUGAUUUAAGUGAGGUCAGGCAAGAGAAUGAAUAGAAAUAGCAAAAACCGUAUCGCAAAGUUGUGCUAAAUAUAGAUGGGCGGGCGGAGAGCGCUGCGCCGGCCGCUCCACUCGAGACGUGCGCGACCAAAGACUUGAAGUACGUUUAUAUCGCUGUAGAUGACCUCGCCGAAUGUUCGGCGCGCGAGUGACAAUACGUGCCUUAAAUUCUGUUAAGUAUACUAUUUUCAUCGAGUCACUACAGAGUUUAAAGAUGGAGUUUUACGCGAAGACUAAGUAGCUGAUGUCUCAGCGCUGUACUCUGUAGGUACGCGGGUUGGGAUGAACUAGUUUCGGAUUGCGCCUCUUGCAGUUACUCAUCGUUACGACAGUGGGUAAAGGGGUAAUGAACAACGACGUGGAUGGAGAGGCGCCGCGCCCUCGCCCACUCUCCGCAGGGAUUUGGACGCUAUUUUCAUGGUUACGUCGCACUGAGCGCUCCUCGUCAAGCGAGAGCGUCUCCAGUGUGGGCUCCGACCGCACCGCCGCUAGCUUCGACUUCCUAGCCCCGCUCAACUACAAACAAGCCAACGCGCCUCUCGUGCUCCCUCAAGAUCCUUUAACAGAGACUUACAAAAAGAGGUUGCACGAGCGAAACUUACGAAGACAACACGACCGUGACAUAACCUUGCGGCGAAAAUACGGCCUGUUCAGGGAGGAAGGAUUGGGAUACGACGCAUUCACUCUCCCGUCAGCCCGAAGGUUGCAGAAAGAUACUGUUCUGAGACAAGACAGGGAUCGCCGCGCGGCGAGUGAGAGUAUACAACGUCGAUCGGCUUACGUCCCCGGAAAACGACGUGCUCCAUUGCCGCCCACAGUAGUUUCUUCUGCAACGCUUCCUAGAAACUACAAACGAAAGAGACCUGCACCAAAACCCCCUGUCAGAAUAUCUGAAGAAAACAAAGAAAACGUGGAAGUCAAUAAAUUUAUACAAAUGAACACUACGUCUGAUGUUGAUAAACAUUCAUUUCUUAGCAAAGAAAAUAUAACUGCGGGGAAUAAAACUGAGAAACAUUCAAAACACGAAACAAAAGAAGUUAAGUUGCGAGCAGAUAAGAGUUUUCUUAAACAGAUUUUCGACAGUAAGAAAAGGAAUUCGGCUAUAGACACAAGUCAUAUUAAAUUAUUACCAAGCAUUAGUGAGUUGGAUAAACAAGCAGCUGAAAUAAUAGAAGCGAAUAAGGCGCUACGAGCUGCUGGACACAAUAACAACAGUUUUAUUGAUAGUGGCUAUAGAUCAGCUUCUGCAGAGGAUACUUGGAUAUGCACCACUUGCUUAAGGAAAUAUAAACCCGUUGUUACUUGUUGUAUUUAUUGUAUAAUUAAAGAAAAUUCUAACAAGACUGGUAAAAAUGUUUCAAAAAAUGCUUCUAAUACAUAUACACAAACUGACGAGAAUGCUCUUAAAACAAGUCGAGAGAGUGGCGUCGAUGACAAGAAGAAACUGAGAGAAAUGCUCAAGGAAAUGAAAGAUUCUUUACCGAAAAGACCAAAGCACAAUGACAAAUAUUCUGGAGAUAACAGAGAUGGUAUUGGAAAACCAACAGAAAUGCCAACACUUCGAAUUGGAUCCACUGUUGAUGAAAAUAUAAAAGUUAGUUUCAAUGAUUCCAAACUUGAAACUGGACGGGGACCAGAAAACUUAAGAAAUUAUGCCAAAGAAACAUUUCUAAUGUCACAACCUUCAUCUUCAAGAGAGCCCCAUAUUAGAGUCCAUAAAUUCGUUAACGUAGCACAUAUGAAUAAAAAGUCCGCUUUCGAACCAACUUCACCGAAUUUAAAUAACGUGUCCAUAUCAAAAGUUUUCGUACAACCUGAGAAGGAAUCUAUUAACAGUAAAGAACUUUUAAUAUCAAAAAAAAUUGAAUCUCAUGCAUCGAAUAGUAAAAUUGACCAAACUACUAAUGAUAUUUUAAGGAGUGAUGUUAAAGUUGCUAAUGAAAUGGAUAAAUCUCCUGCCUUAGGAGACAUAAGCAAAUAUGAAUCUUUAACAAAAAAAUGCGAUAAAAAAGUUGUUACAAAUCAACUUUUAGUAAAUAAUGUCCCAAUAAAUGUAAAUAAAGGAGCGAGUGAGUCGUCAAAAGCAAGUUCUACUAAAGAUUCACUAAAGAAUUCAGAAAAAGAAAUGCCUACUGAAAUUCCUGCAAAUAUAAAAGUUUCUCAAAUAUUCAUAAAAAACCUGCCAGCCAGUUCUGGAAACAAAGAUAAAAUUGAACAGAUUCAGUUUGGUAAUAUAUAUUCAUCUAAAAUUGUACAUAAAGAUCAGUCAGAUACUGGUGUUACUUCAAUUAACAAUAGAAACGUCAAUUUGCAUACGCCUUUAAAAGUAUCAUCGUUACUAAACCCGCUUUAUUGCCCUAAAUAUAAAACGUCGAACGAUAAAGUUUCUGACUGUAACUUUGCCAAGGUUUUGCCAACAAAAGCCACUAACUUAGAAAGUAAUAAUAUAGUGGAGACAUCGCUUACUCAGAAAAAAAUAUUACCAAAUAUGGUAUCCUUAAAUGUGCAAACCCCAAGUUCGUCAAACCCAAGACUGUUGAAUGAAGGCCUUCAAAAAUCAGAAGCAAGUCCUACCGAAGUAUCGAAAGUUGAAAAAUAUGAAAAUGCAUCUGCUAUUGUCGAAGAUCCGAAAAAAAUAACCAACCAAAUUGACCAAAGUGCUUCACCAGAGGUCAGGAUUACUACGCCUAGUGUCAAAAUUUUAGACCAUCACGAUAGACGUAGAAAUUUGAUCAACCAGCUUGAACAAGCAAUAUCAAAAGGAGACGAGCAAUUGGCAGCGGAAGCGGCCGCCAAACUGGCUAAACUUAAAUUAGCAUGCUCUGUGUUAUCGUUUUCAUCGCAAAUAGUUGCGGAGGCCAUAAAUAAGACAGAAGUCUUACACGAUAACAUGUCGAAUGAAGAAAAUAAAAACAAAGAUAACAUGUACCAAACUUCUGCGUCAAAUGUAAAAGGUGAUUCCAGGGUUCCAGAUAAGGAUAAAGCUGUAAAAGAGGAAAAUCAACAAAAAAUCCACCCCCCGGGACUGCGCGAAGAGAUCAAAAUCUUGCCAGCGGCAUCCGCAUCGACUUCUAGCCAAAUACCAGGUGACGAAAUGCCAAUCGAAGUAUGGGUUGAAGACAAAGAAGCAGCUAGGGGGCCGAUACCAUUGCGUAUUUCAAAGAAAGCUAGGAUUGGAGAACUUAAACGCCACGUUGAAAGAACGCUAGGUCUGGAAAUUCGCUUGCAACGCUGGAUCGUUGGCAGAACUCUAUGUACCGACGAUAAUACACCACUCGUCACUCUAGCUGGACCCGAUCUUAAUGCCCCAUUUUAUUUGUGUUUAGUCGAAUCUGAAACAAAUAAAGACAUCGCACCGCAAAUCAAAGACGUCACACAAGCUCACAUUAAAACGGAACCGAGUAAAAUCAAUAGCGACGUUUAUACAGAAUUAAUGAAAUUGGAACAACAGGCUCUCGUUCCGAAUACUGAAGAAUUUGAAUGUGGCGUUUGUAUGGAGCAGUGCGCUGCGGGCGCCGGCGCCGUGCUGCGCGAAUGCAUUCACACAUUCUGCAGAGAAUGUCUCGUGGAUGUGAUCCGGCACUGCGAGGAGCCGGUCGUCGCGUGCCCUGCCAUCCAGUGCCCCGGAGCGUUACAGGAACGCGAAAUUAGAGCUAUUCUCUCUACUGAGGAGUACGAGCGGUGGCUGGCGCGAGGCUUGGCCGCGGCGGAGAGCGGGACUCGGAACACGUUUCACUGUCGCACGCGAGAUUGUAAGGGCUGGGCGUUUUGUGAACCUGAAGUUCGGAGAUUCCCUUGCCCAGUCUGCAAACACACUAAUUGUGUACUUUGCCAGGCUGUUCACGAAGGCGAAUCCUGUCAACAAUAUCAAGCGAAACUGUGCGAGGCUUUAUCGGGUGCGGAACCAAACGAAUCCGACGAGGGAACUCAGGCUUUACUGAAAUCGCUUAUUUCUCGAGGCGAGGCUCUCGAGUGCCCCGAGUGUAGUGCUAUAAUUACUAAGAAAUGGGGCUGUGACUGGGUUAAAUGCUCAGCUUGUAAGACGGAGAUAUGCUGGGUGACGAGGGGCCGCCGCUGGGGGCCGGGAGGCAAGGGGGACACGAGCGGUGGUUGCAGGUGCGGUGUUGACGGGAAGCGGUGCCAUCCAUCGUGCGGUUACUGCCAUUAGGCUACCAGUCCACCGGAGCGGAGCCGAGAAACGGACUAAUGCGGAGCAGAGUUGCGUACUGUGUCUGUCCCCCGGAGCGGAGCGAGGCUGCGGCCAAUUCCAGCGUAAAACUCUUUGGGCAGGAUGUAAAAAUUGCAAGAGCUGUAUGUUUGGUGAUGGUAGUCGUGCGCCGAAAAUCCAGCUUUAUUAUUAUGAAACGGACAUAUGCCACACUAUAGAAACACUACGAACGCCCGACAACAUGCAGCGUCGCGUGAUUAUGGUGCGUUUUUGUUCAUAGAAAAUAUACGAUUUGUCAAACUCAACAGAAAGGCGCAACAAUACAAUGGAGUGAGUAGAGGGCGCUGCCCGGUCUACUUGACUUCUGGAGCGAGCUUGGAUGGCUGGAGUGAAGACUUCGGCGUGGAGCGAGAACACAAGGCUUCCUUUGAGUCUCCUCUGUGUUUUGUUUGCAAUAUUACAAUAGAUUCUAAUAAUUCAACCAUAAUAUGUUAACAUGCAUAAAGUUGACUGAGUUAUAAUCAAAAAAUUCUUUGCCCUACUCCAUCUUUAUGCAUUGGCCCUAAUUAAAUAUUGUACUAAUGUUUCUGGUAUUAUUUUACUAAGCCGAUCACAUUAACUGUGACAAAUUCCUUGUACCGUGUAAGACAAUCCAGGCAAAGCAGCCUUACACACGUCUAGCUAUAUCUCUACUUCACAUUUGGUGUGACAAGAUAAUUUUUAUGUGAUUACUUGUAGUUAAUGUUUUAUCCUUGUUUACAAUUUAGAAUUAUACUGGAAAUGUUACCAUUUUAGUCAAUUUAUAUAUUAUUUGUAUUAUAUUCAGUAGAUUUAAGUAAUUAAUAAACAUCUUUAGCAUU
Maniola jurtina (meadow brown) is the source of this 5214-nucleotide messenger RNA. RefSeq lists its product as uncharacterized. The record is from RefSeq and is a predicted model, not a curated record. NCBI's taxonomy places the organism in Eukaryota, Metazoa, Arthropoda, Insecta, Lepidoptera, Nymphalidae. The transcript has 5 exons. Gene Ontology annotation, molecular function: ubiquitin-protein transferase activity; ubiquitin binding. Gene Ontology annotation, biological process: proteasome-mediated ubiquitin-dependent protein catabolic process; protein linear polyubiquitination. Gene Ontology annotation, cellular component: LUBAC complex. Bases 533 to 4354 code for a protein of 1273 amino acids.